Molecule: messenger RNA, 1825 nt
Organism: Lutzomyia longipalpis
Lineage: Eukaryota; Metazoa; Arthropoda; Insecta; Diptera; Psychodidae
Product: UNC93-like protein
Exons: 2
Coding region: 80-1717 (545 amino acids)
Biological process (GO): regulation of muscle contraction; regulation of potassium ion transport
Cellular component (GO): striated muscle dense body; plasma membrane
Molecular function (GO): potassium channel regulator activity
Source: RefSeq, a predicted model, not a curated record
CAUAAAAAGUGUUGGCUAGUAAAGACAAUAAAAUAAAAUUUAAAUAAAAAAAAAGAAUUAAAGAAAAUAGGGACUAACAAUGAAGUACGGAAGCGUGGAACAUGUAGAUGAUCCCAGAGAACCUAGAGCGAAGGUGAAUGUGUUCCCUCACGACAAAUGGCAAAUCCUCAAAGACAUCAUCACAAUUUCUCUGGCCUUUAUGAUGCAAUUUACGGCAUUCCAAGGUGUUGGGAAUCUCCAGUCGUCAAUUAAUUCAGAGGGUGGCCUCGGAGUUGUGUCUCUCAGUGCCAUCUACGCAGCCCUAAUAUUUUCCUGUAUCUUCAUUCCGACCCUCAUGAUUAGGAAACUUACAGCAAAGUGGACUCUCGUGGUAUCCAUGCUAUGUUACGUUCCCUACAUCGCCUUUCAGUUCUACCCACGCUUUUACACCCUUAUACCGGCUGGAAUUCUCCUAGGUUUGGGUGCAGCACCUAUGUGGGCUGCUAAAGCUACCUACCUUACGCAAGUUGGACAAGUCUACGCUAAGAUUUCACAUCAAACAGUCGAAGCUAUCAUUGUGCGCUUCUUCGGCUUUUUCUUCUUUGCAUGGCAAACAGCUGAAUUGUGGGGAAACCUAAUAUCCAGUUUGGUUCUGUCCAGUGAGAAAGAAAGUAAAGAAAACGUGACGAUUGAUUUGGAGAUAUGUGGUGCGAACUUUUGUACUGCACAUGUGAAUGAAAACUUGGAAAGGCCACCAGAUUCCGAUAUUUACAAAAUCACAGGAAUCUACCUUGCUUGCAUCCUGAUUGCCGUUGCCAUUAUUGCCAUUUUCCUGGACCCCUUGUGUAGAUAUGGAGAAAAUCGACGGGGGUCCCCUGCAGCAAAACCAACCCCCAUUAAAACUCUCCUUAUCGCUACGGCUAAGCAGCUUAGGAAACCUAAUCAGAUUUUCCUGAUUCCCAUUACGGUUUUCAUUGGAAUGGAGCAAGCUGUAUUAGCAGCAGAUUUUACUCAGGCAUUCGUAUCCUGUGCAUUGGGCAUUCAUCUUAUUGGAUACGUAAUGGUAUGCUUUGGAGUAGUUGAUUCAAUCUGCUCAAUUGUAUUUGGAAUGGCAAUGAAGCAUAUUGGAAGGAUUCCAAUUAUUCUUUUGGGCUUCAUCCUACAUGGAUCACUUUUGCUUGUGAUGCUCUUUUGGCGACCGAACCCACAACAACCCAUAAUAUUCUUUGCAAUCUCUGGCCUCUGGGGUGUAGCUGAUGCAGUAUGGCAGACACAGAUCAAUGGAAUCUACGGAGCUCUCUUUAGACGAAACAAAGAAGCUGCUUUCUCCAACUUCCGACUUUGGGAAUCAAUUGGAUUUGUCGUGACUUACGCCAGUUCAGCGGCAUUGUGCGCUAAAAUGAAAUUGAUCGUGCUUUUGCUUGUUCUUCUGGCGGGAGCAUUGGGAUGGGUAAUUGUGGAGGUACGACACAAGCACCGUGAAGAGAAACUUAAGGCACUCAAUGAGGAAUCAAAUGGAAAGAUGAUUGUUCAUCACCAUCCUGUACCAACUGAAGAAGUCAAUGGGCAUGCAGUUCACAGUGAUGAUGAUGAUGAGGACAACAGAGACGAUGAAGAUGACGAAUUGGAUGAAGAUAUUGUGGUACAAGAAGAACCAGCAUCUCCGCACGGUGAUGGCUUGAGGUUUAACUUCUCAAUUAUCAGCUUUACUUCCAUCACGUCAAAUCCAAAGCACUAAAGCACACACACAAAGUUCUAUUUCUUUACAUUCAAAAUGCACAAUGCAUGAUAAAUAGACUUAAAAUUGUAUUAUCAAUUAAUAUUUUUAAUAAAAUUUAUUUAUUAG